UAUAAACACAACAAAAAAAAUGGAGAAAACAGCUUUGAUAUUCAUUGGGAUUGUACUUUUCUCAACAUGUACACCGAUUCAAGCAAGAACUGGAUAUCUACCUUGCAAGAAGAAAGCUAAUUGUGUUAGCCUCAAAUGCCCAACACCAUUCGGUUCCGCUGAAUGUGUGAAAGGUGGUUGUGAAUGUCCCCUUCAAAGAAUCGUUGCUGCGGCUUUACCAAUUGAUCAUGGUACCAAUUGUGUUGGUGUCGAUUCUUGCAUUCAAUUUUGCAAGGCAAAAGGUAAACAAGCUGAUGCUUGUCUCAAUAACCGUUGUUACUGUAUCAAACCUCCCAUGUAAAUUUUAU
Molecule: messenger RNA, 347 nt
Organism: Capsella rubella
Lineage: Eukaryota; Viridiplantae; Streptophyta; Magnoliopsida; Brassicales; Brassicaceae
Product: putative defensin-like protein 307
Exons: 2
Coding region: 20-340 (106 amino acids)
Source: RefSeq, a predicted model, not a curated record